AUGACCAUUCAAAAUGAAGCCUUUUGCCAGUCCUAUGGUUGUCUCGAUCUUAACCAGAACCUGUCUGAAGGAGGAAGCCACGAAUCACCGUUUCAAUCCUCUAAGCACCGUUCCACGCCAAACCUACUAGCUCUAUCUAAAAGUCAGAUGGAGAGGAUUCAGAUCAUAUCUGAGUUCCAUGAUGGUGAAGAAGUACUUGUAAGUGAUCUGAAAACUGUCGUUAAGGUGUACAAAUAUCCAUUAGAAAAAUUGGGUAUACUUACCUCAACGGAAAUAAAUAAUCUGUUCUAUUCAAUUGAAGCUAUUAUACCAGUUUUUGAAGGAUUAGCAAAUAGUCUUUCAUCAGAAGUGAAUAAAUAUUUCAGCAUACCAUGCAUAGGAAUGAUCUUAUAUCUGUGGUUGGGUCUUGAAGUAAUAACAAAGCCACAACCUGAUUACCUUAAUUAUGGACGUAGAUGUUAUCCAUAUCCAACACAGAAUUAUGUUCAGUCUAUCUGUGAGAGUUACAUCGAGAUGAUGCCUUCAUCAAUAAAACUUCUCUUGGAUUAUUCAGCCCACUUAUAUGAAGCACGUAAAUAUUUUGAGGCUUUACGCGAACAAAAGCCUGCUUUUACUGAUUUUCUUUCACGUUGUUCACAUACACAUUUCAGUAAACGUUUGGAUUUGUGGCAUUUCUUGGAAUGUCCCAAAAGCAGACUGACUAGGUAUCCUUUAUUACUGAAUCGACUGAUCGAAUUGACACCUUCAACCGAUCCAGAACUCAGUCAUUUACUCGUUGUGCGGUCCGCCUUCACCUUUAUAAUUGACGAGUUAAACCGUCGAGUUGGUGAAGCUAUGCGUAAUUUGUACUUAAAAUGCAUAGGAUUCCACGGCAACUUAGAAUUACAGUACAAAGAUAUGGUAUGUCAUCAGAAAUCACUGUUAUUGAAAGGCAAUCUGCAUACUGAUAUUGGGGAAGUAGCCGUUUUUGUUUUUCCUCAAUUAAUGCUUAUAACAAUAAGUUCUGAACCCGAUAAUAAUAGUCGAUUAAUAUCACGUUGCUAUUAUGGUAAAUUAUCACGUCAAAUCAUCAAGUCGCAUGUUACUACUUCAUCUAAAAACUCACCAACUUCACUUGUCCCUCCACUAUCGUCUAUAAUAUGCUCUGAGAAUACACGAGUUUAUAGUCACCGAUGGUCUUUGUUAUCCAUUUUAAGGACUCGUUCACCAUCUGAUUCGGGAAAUGUUACCCAUAUACCUUUUAACUCAGGAAAUCGACCUUCCAAGUAUGCACGAUUAUUUCGACGUUUAUCAUCAAUUAUGACAUCAUCGUCGACAAAGUUGGACAUUUCAAGACCUACAGCAACAACGUCUUUCACACCAGCCGAUGAAACUGUCAGUCUUGAACGAUUUCGUAUUUGCUAUCCGCCUUUAAUAUUAAAAGAUUAUAUUUUGGAAGAUAUAAGUGAUGAUAGUAUUCCUUCAACUAUAUUGAAAUUUCCUUUUUCCGCAGAAAAAGCUCAUCAAAAUUUAUUCAAACUCUCUCCUUAUGAACAUAGUGUAAAACGAAAAUCUGGAAGAACUUCAGCCAAACAAUCCGAUUUAUUACAUUCACACGAAAAGAUUAUAUCAAGAACAUCUCGUGAAACAAAAUGGUUUUCUUCGUCAUCAUUGACUAGUAAUAAAACUUCAUCGUUGUUACGAAAAUCUCGAAAAACAAUAUCUAGAGAGUUUCUGUUUCAAGCGUCUAGUCUGCAGGAUAAAAAAUUUUGGAUAACUACACUGACACCACUUGUUCGCAGUUAUUAUCAAAGAGAAUCAUGCAACGACUUGGUUUUAGUUUAA
Messenger RNA from Schistosoma margrebowiei, 1824 nucleotides. Lineage: Eukaryota; Metazoa; Platyhelminthes; Trematoda; Strigeidida; Schistosomatidae. The record is from the annotation of a GenBank genome assembly.